AUGCGCUGCGAAAUCGAGGUUGGGGUUGACAGAACCAACGGCAGACUGGUGCGCCGGUUGAAAUUGGCUGCAGCGCACAGUACAGGGAAGGGAGGAAAUGCGGCAGAGCAGCAGGGAGAACAGCUAGCUGAUCGACUCUACAGCUUCCGUGCGCCGUUUGCAGCAUUUCAAAAUAUUUUGGUGGAAAUUCACUUGUCUCGACCCGUGCGUCGACGAGAGAGCAAAUGCGGCUUCGAUAAUUUCUACCUGCACAGAAGGCGGGCGCUGAUGUUUUCGUGCUUUUUCUGCAUCUGUUUUGUCCUCCAUUUCUGCCGUGCCCUCGCUUGUUGUUUUGGAUCCCGGGUGCGCACUCUUCGAGAGGGCAGGGGAAAAGCCCUCGAACAAUUUCCCUCGCUCUCCUCGCUUGUCAUCCUAUAUUGCCCUCUCGUUGUCCGCCGCAAUCGUAAUUUUGCUCUGCCGUUGCGCGGCUGCUGCUGCUGCUGCUGCCGCUGCUGA
Messenger RNA from Pseudozyma hubeiensis SY62, 495 nucleotides. RefSeq lists its product as hypothetical. The record is from RefSeq and is a predicted model, not a curated record. The transcript has a single exon. The coding region runs from base 1 to 495 and encodes 164 amino acids. Lineage: Eukaryota; Fungi; Basidiomycota; Ustilaginomycetes; Ustilaginales; Ustilaginaceae.